Molecule: messenger RNA, 1386 nt
Organism: Hordeum vulgare subsp. vulgare (domesticated barley)
Lineage: Eukaryota; Viridiplantae; Streptophyta; Magnoliopsida; Poales; Poaceae
Product: GDSL esterase/lipase EXL1-like
Exons: 5
Coding region: 54-1121 (355 amino acids)
Molecular function (GO): hydrolase activity, acting on ester bonds
Source: RefSeq, a predicted model, not a curated record
GAUCGAUCCAGAACACAUACCGCUAACACAUUGUACACACUCACGCAAGGACAAUGCCUGGCCAUGCGCUGCUGCUCGUGGGCAGCGUGCUGCUGGUUGUGCUGGCGCCCCUCUCGUGCGCCGAUGCAGCAGUAGGCACGGGUAAGAGCAAGAUCUCGGCCGUCUUCAUGUUCGGCGACUCGCUCGUCGAUCCCGGCAACAACAACAACCGGCUGACCGAGGCGAGGGCCAACUUCCCGCCGUACGGGCAGGACUUCCCAGGCGGGAAGGCCACCGGGAGGUUCUCCAAUGGCAGGGUUCCAGGGGACAUGCUAGCUUCUAAAUUAGGAGUCAAAGAGUUCUUACCACCGUACAUUGGAGAUGAUCUUGAACUAAGUGAGCUACUUACUGGUGUCGCAUUUGCCUCUGGAGGUAGUGGAUAUGACCCCUUAACUUCGAUACCCGCGAUUGCUACUUCAAGUACUGGGCAACUUGAGUUAUUUCUUGAAUAUAAAGAGAAGUUAAUAUCUUUAGUCGGAGAGGAGGAAGCGUCACGUGUUAUCUCUCGAGGCAUUUACUUUACUGCCAUGGGAGCCAAUGACAUCGCAAAUAAUUAUUUUUCAAUUCCGCUGAGGCGCCAUCAAUAUGAUCUUCCUUCCUAUGUGAAAUUUCUUAUCUCUUCCGCAGUCAAUUUUACUAUCAAAUUAAAUGAUAUUGGUGCAAAGAGAAUUGGAUUCUUUGGCAUUCCACCAAUUGGAUGUUGUCCUUCCCAAAGAAAACAUGGGUCAAGAGAAUGUGAUGCACUCCAGAAUCAAGCAGCGGAAUUAUUCAAUUCAGGAAUAGAAAAGGAAAUUGAAAGAUUAAAUGUAGAACGAAGUGUUAAUGAUUCAAGGUUUGUUUAUCUUGAUAUAUACUACAAUCUGCUUGAUCUCGUUCAACAACAUGAUUUUUAUGGUUUCAAGGAGGUAACCGAGGGGUGUUGUGGCAGUACCGUGCUAAAUGCGGCAGUAUUCAUUCAAUACCACCCUCCAUGUCCAAACGCUUGUGACUAUAUUUUUUGGGAUAGCUUUCAUUGUACUGAAAAGGCCUACAACAUUGUGAUUGAUGAGAUCUUCCAGCAAAACAUGCACUACCUAAUGUGAAGACACUCUCAUUCUCUCUACCGGAGUUUGAACAAAUACUUCCAUAAUGUGUGAAUGCUACUAGUGUGACCUUUCGAUUCAAACUAUGUAUCUCCAUAUAAAUUACCCCAAACUUAUUUGUGCAACAACGAUUACACAAAAUUAAUCACAUUUAUAUGCACUAAUGUGGGUGUCGAUAUACAUAUGAUAAAAAUUAGUUCGUACCCUAAUUUGUUCAACAGGAGGAGUUGUAGUUGUGAGUGGACAUCCUUUCAACUUGGUGUAG